Baudoinia panamericana UAMH 10762 is the source of this 5291-nucleotide messenger RNA. RefSeq lists its product as uncharacterized. The record is from RefSeq and is a predicted model, not a curated record. The coding region runs from base 140 to 4936 and encodes 1598 amino acids. The transcript has a single exon. Lineage: Eukaryota; Fungi; Ascomycota; Dothideomycetes; Mycosphaerellales; Teratosphaeriaceae.
AGACGUUCAGCUUACAUCUUCAGCUUAUAUGCGCACACGGGAUACGAAUCAUAAAUGACCUAAUGAGCCUGAUGUUGGUCUUCCCAGGUACUCGACUUCGUUCUCUAUUGCCCAAGGCAGAUCGCGAACGCAGAUUGCAAUGUCAAGACCGCACAAAUCGCACUCUGGACACAUAACCCAACAGACUCAGUAUCCUUCCGAGGUGUCACGCGAACAAUUAACUCGCAACCCGAGCGGCUCUGGUGGGCCAGAGUAUAAGAGCAAUGCAGCGCAGCAUGUAUCACGGCUGGCGAAGAAGGCGAGAAGCUCGGAUAAGGCCGAGCAUAGUGCAAGGAGCGCAUCGUCAAGGACACCAACGGCGACUAACAACGCUAAUGGGCCCUCCGCGCCGGAAAGGACAUCCAUGCUAAUACCAUCCGAACACUUUCGGCCUCUGAUGACCACAGUUUCGACAAAUCGCUACACAUCGCCAGUCAUACGUACACCUUCUCUGGUAUCUGGAUCGUCCGCCUCCACAUUCGACAGCCCUAGAUCUAAUGUUUUGCGGAAGAAGCCUUCCUACUACACACUCCAGAGGAAGGCACACAUUGAGCCAGGAGAGUUAGACAGAGCGUCUGCAUACACUCGGGAGGAGCGACACAGUGGGACUUUCGACCACACGGUAUUGGGUAUUUCGCUGCCAUCUACCACCCUUCAUGCUUCGACCAGCGUACGAUACACGCCAAACCCUGAGUCAGAAUACGAGAUCAGUCGACGACCGUCAGUGACCCGCAACAUGGCUUCGCCGACAGGUCCACGUUAUGUACCUUCGGCGACGCCUUCAACAAGAUACACCACUUCACCGUUCAGUCACGUACCGACUCCGAGCUCAGUCUCGUCUUACUCACCGGCCAUAACAGCCUUGAGUAAAGGAGAUUCUCGAGCCUCGCGGAAGACGCCUGACCAAAGGAAGCCUCUUCAAGCAGACGAUUCGACUGUAAGAAAUGGCACAUCACGUCUCGGCCUGCCGCCUGUCCGAGAGACAUCCACAUCCUCGUCGAACUCGACUGUCAAGCCGACGGUGUCGGCAAAGGUACCUCGUCGGAAGGAGCUGCCACGGCGAACAUCGACAUCAACUGAUAGUGUAGACGGUUCGUCGAUGCCUUCAUAUGCAAGACCGACUGCGUCAUCGACACGAAGUGCAAAACCACCUGGACACAUUCCGCCUGAGCUUGCACAUCUCAACGUGGAACCGACGAAGCCUAAUACCUUGAAGCCUUUGCCGCCAUUACGGCCAAGCAGAGAAGGCACGCCCAGCCUCGGCGACAUGCAGUACCAGACUCGAGUAGUUCAAAGCGACUUGCCACCGCUCUACACCACUUACCAUAAACGUACUCCGUCACAAGAGACGCCAACAUCAAUCUCAUCACCAACGUUCAAGCAACGCUUUGGCUUUGCUUCGAAAGCGUCCUCGAGGCAGCCGUCACCGCGUAUCGACUCUGCGGUCUCGCCUCCACCCUCUGCCCGACAAUUUACACGGGCGCCAACGCCGGACCAUCAGAUUCUGGCCACGCAUCGCCAACACCGUCAGGACUCUCCAGUGGUCAGCGUAGCCCCAAGCCCAAGCAAAUCGCCUCGCUUCGGUUUCUUCUCCCGCAAAUUCAAGGCGGAUGUUAGCAAAGUCGCAGAGAAGCCCAAGCGGCCACCUGCUAAAGGUCCUGCCGCCGGCACUGGGCAUGAAGGCUAUGGUAGGUUCGGCUUCCGCAGCCGCAGUGGCAGCACCGGGAGCAAUACUGCUCUGCGUUCACCAAGCACGGAUAGCACGAACAGCAGCAUGCCUGCACCCCCGGCUUCGCGCAAGAGCAGCGUGGGCAGCAGCCAGGUCGAAUCAGAGCACGAAGAGUUUCUCCGUGAACGCCAAGCUCCGGUCAUCUUGCGCGGCAGUGGAAUUACAUCGGACAAUGCCGUGUCAACUCCCGACUUAAAACGAAUCAGUACGGUAAACUCCUCAACUUCGUCCUCCGUAAGUAGCUAUCCACAGCCGCAGCUGCUACCAUCCGCCAUGGGCUCCGAGCGUGGCAUCUCGCCUGUAAAGCGAAGCAUCGGCACGCACUCUGCUGCUGAGAGCAGCGAGGAUGAUGUGUCAGUGCGCUAUCCGAGCCGGAUAAUGCAUGGACCUUCCUAUCGAAAGCCGCAGUCAGAGAGUAGGCUGGCGGGAAAAGCUCUCGCGCCGAUCAACACAAGCAUUACGCAAAAGCAUCAGUCCACUGACAGUUACGACAACGAAAUUUCUGCCUGGCCACAGACCGACAGCACCCUGCCUGGCAGAGGCGACCCUUUCGAAGGCAGGGAGGGCUUGUGGCUGCGGCACCAGCCUUCCCAAACCUUAAAGCCGAACCCCAAGUGGAACUUCUUACAGCGCGCCCAGGCGUCUCCUCGUCCAAAAGGUAAGCAAAGAGCAGCCCCAGUGGAAGAUUCGGCAAAACCUGAGCCAGGACAAGGCCCCUAUCAGGCCGUUGCGCAUUAUGCUAUGCUCGACUCUGUCGAUACUGUCGAUCUGUAUGAGGUCGAACAACUUCUGCACGAGAACGAGAGUUCACCGGAAGACUCCGCGUACGAAGAUACGAGGGCUUCCAAAGUCGUCCCCUACGAGCUCAGGCAUGCUAGUCUCCUACCAUCGCCACCGAAAUCCGAAUAUGGCAAAGACCCCGACUUUCGGGCGAAGCCGACUCCGCCUCGCAUCAUGGUGCGACAAGACUAUUCCGAGUCGCCGGAGUUGCUACGUGCUGAGGCAGCAGUUCCGCGACUGUCCCCUCACAUGGUAGAGAUUCCGAGGUCGUCGCAGUUGCCGCAGCUUCGAAUCGACCCAACCGCCCGGCCGAACAAUCAUCCAGCACCGCAGCUGAUGACCACUCCCGAUACGUCAACUGCACCAUUCGGUACUCCGGAGAAGCCCCAAGACGGCUCGCCACGGCAACCGCGCCUGUCACCCAUUGGGCGAAUACCGAAUGUCGUGUCCAAGCGCGACCGAGAUCGAAAGCUGCCGGACAACUCCUUCUCCAGGCCAUUCGUCCGAAAUCAGCCCCAUCCCAGCGUGAAACCGCCCGGAACUCUGUACAACCAGAUCCGUGAGCUUGCCAGUCCUAUAGACUCCGGCUCUCAGCCGGUCUCAAGCACAAGCACAAAGUCCGAUGGGCUUACCGGCGAGCAAAAGAGCAGCGUCAACACUAACCCGCCCAGCGUCUCCACGAAUCGAACAAGCAUGGACGUCAACCCGACGCCGGAGUUUAUGUCGUUCGCGCCUCGUAAAAACUCCGAGUUGUCUUAUUCUAGUAGCUCUGGCAAUGGCAGUUGGUUGGCCGCGCUUGCUGCUGCGCCACUACCUCAACUGGAUGACCCUUGGGCUGAAUACAAUGAUCUUUUAGACGAUAUGAUGCCUCAGCCGACACCACUCUUGACGGGUUUAUCGCUUGGCGCGCCGUUCCAGUAUGCGAAUACGCUGUACGACCCUAAUAGUCCGUCUAUGCCGACACCUUUGUAUCACAGCCAGCCGCCAGCGACCACGCUUCCGCCACCGCCACGAGCGAACACAGUGCCUGCUGUACUAAGUGUACCGCAACAGAUGGCUCGGUUCAGGCAGCCGUCGCCGUCGCCGUCGCCGGCUCCGACUCCGAAUGCUCUGCCUGACCCUGUUGCGAGCAGCGAGCACCGUUCGAGCGUAUACAGCGCUCGCCAUCACACCGGACUAUCACAGGUGAACCCAAACAUCGCCACACAAUCACAACGAGCUAUCGUUUCGGGCACACGAGCCAGCAUAUCGUCAUCGCGCUAUAGUCGGGCGUCUGCGCAUUCAAGAUCAGCGUCACUGCCUGAGACAAACCUUCGCAACUCGCAGUCUAGCCUCACUCCGAGCGCUCGCUUCAAGCGAGAUACCCAGCUUUUGGGUAUAGCAGAGGACAAUGGUGAGGGGCAGGCUGCUCAAGCUAAUUUGCGAUUUGCGGCCUUGAUGACGAGCAAAUGGCUCUCAUUCGGCAGAGUGCUAUUCAGUCCCGCCCACAAUGAGAUGCGACUUGCCGACGAACCCAAGGUGCUCGUUCUGGAUGGCCUCGGAAGCGACUGGUCGUACUAUGUCGCGCUGACGUAUCCGGCUGCCAAGGUCUUCAGUCUUGGCCCAGCUCUGACUAACGGCAGCACGGCGUGGCCUGGCAUCAAUCAGACGCCACCGUCCAACCACAAGCAUUACCCCCACACUUCGAUCACGGCUGCUUUCCCGUUUCCGAAAGGCUUCUUCUCUGCAGUGUUGUUUCGCUUCCCGGUCGCUACCACAGAUGCCGCAUACCACGCUUGCAUCUAUGAGUGCAAGCGGGUGUUGAGACCUGGUGGCCACCUCGAGGUAGCAGUUCUCGAUCUGGACCUAAUGAACAUGGGCACCAGAACGCGGAAUGCAGUGCGCGGGCUGAAGACCAGGAUGCAGGCGCAUGAUCUUAAUGUCAGCCUUCGGAACUCGAGUGAUCUGAUCUUGCGUUUGAUCGGUAAGAGAGGGUUCGAGGAUGUGCAGCGCUGUGUCGUUGGGAUCCCAGCAGCUGGGCAGAUCCCACGCAGUCAGGAUCACAGCAGUCGGAGCUCGGGCGAAUCAGUCAAGCCGCAUCUACGUCGGACAGAUAAGCGCGGCAGUUCCAAGCAUGAGGUCAGCUUCGCAGAGCUCCUUAGCGAUGUCAGCCUGAGUCAGUCAGGCGAAGGCAAAAAUACAGAUGAAGGCAUCACGAAAAUGGUGGCCAAGGUUGGCCGUUGGUGGUAUUCGACCUGUUAUGAGACCAGGCUUCCACCGGGCGAUCGAAGCAUAUGGGCGGACCAAGCCCUCUUGCGCGAGUGUCAGAAACAAGGCACGAGCUUCAGGCUGCUCAUCUGCCAUGCGCAGAAACCAAUGCAAGCACGGCGCCGGACUGUAAGCGUCUAAACCCGCCACCAGCAUCACUGGCUCGCUUAGGUGUAAUGCAUUUCCUAUUCACGCAAGUAAGGCUGGACCUAAUUCGACUGGGUUUUGAAGGACAAUAGGCAAUGAUCUCUUCUUACCACAUUGAGCGUUCUAGCGAGCAAUAUGCAACGAUGUCACCACGAUACCAUGGCUAUUAAUCCGUCGCACGGACGGUUUGUAAACAACAUUCCACAGCAUAGCGAGCGAGGUUUGGGAAUGCAGACGCAUCAGGCUCACGCCUAUGGAACGGGGUCAAUGGUGCAGAUGCAGUAACGGUGACUUUCGGUUGAGGGUAGUUAGCCAUUGAUCAACUAGCACUCUACGCCUUCCAUGUCCC